Molecule: messenger RNA, 1383 nt
Organism: Triplophysa dalaica
Lineage: Eukaryota; Metazoa; Chordata; Actinopteri; Cypriniformes; Nemacheilidae
Product: L-rhamnose-binding lectin CSL3-like
Exons: 11
Coding region: 1-942 (313 amino acids)
Molecular function (GO): carbohydrate binding
Source: RefSeq, a predicted model, not a curated record
AUGCUGAAAAGAGAGCUGAGCAUUCUCACCUACGUCAAAGCAGAAAACCUCAUCACCUGUGAGGGAGAAACUGCCAGUCUCACCUGUGCAAAGGGAAACAUUAAUUUGCUUUCUGCCAAUUAUGGCCGUACAAACGCAACAACCUGCUCUACCGGAAAACCACCUAGACAACUUUUGAAUGUUCAGUGCACCCAGAGCACAUCCCUAAGUGUGCUGACCAUUCUAUGUGACGGACAGCAGAGUUGUUCCAUUGUUGUGGGGGAUGCAGCUUUCACUGACCCAUGUCCUAGAACUUACAAAUACCUGAAUGUGUCCUACGAGUGCAUCUUACCAACGACACCCCCACCACCAACAAGUACAACUAAUUCAGUCACAUGUGAAUCAGCCACUGCCAGUCUCAGCUGUGCAAAGGGAAGCAUUAAGGUGCUUUCUGCCAAUUAUGGGCGAACGAACCAAACAACCUGCUCUACUGGAAAACCAGCUAACGUGCUCACAAAUGAUCAGUGCACUCAGGCGACUUCUCAAAGUGUGGUGUUCAGUCGAUGUGAUGGAAAAAAGGACUGUUCCAUUCCUGCGACUAGCAACGUUUUCGGUGAUCCGUGUGUUGGGACUUACAAAUAUCUGAAUGUGUCCUACGUCUGUGCCGAAGGAAAAACUGAAAAUAUCUGUCAAAAUGUGAGCAAACACAUUAGCUGUGAUGGACGUCGCAAACUUAACAUUCACUUUGCUAACUAUGGGAGGAGAGAUACGGUGCCCUGCCAUACGCUGGAUCCUAGAGCCAUGGCCACCACGUGCAUCUCCUCUGAGACCUCGAACCUGAAAGAACAGUGUAACGGAAAGAGACGUUGUUUCCUACAGGCUUUAAAUUCUAAUUUCUUUGAUCGGUGCCCUCACAUCCAUAAAUAUUUGGAGGUGUCUUAUAGUUGUGAUUUACCAAGAUAAACCCAGAAAUGUAAACAUCUGCACAUCUUCUGUAACCUUUAAUGGAGCAGGAAAGAAAUCUUCUGUUUAAUUUUUUCAUCUGAUUUUCUUCAUGAUAUUCAUAGACUCUUGCAACUGAAUAAAAUAUAUGCCCGUUUCACAGACAAGGCUAACCUAGUCCCAGACUAAAAUAAAUAGUUGAUAAAUAUGUAAGUGUUGUCUCAAGAUAUAUACCAGUAACGGUUUUAGACCGUAAGAUUUAAAUAUCCUAAUUUAAUUAAGGCAUGGCUUAAGCUAAACCUUCUCUGUGAAACCUGACCUUAAAAUGUUGAAGGCAAAUUUUCACUAAUUAGUUUCACCCAUUUACAUAGAAAUGUUUGAUUAAGUAAAACUAUAAUAUCUAAAUAUUAUACGAUUUAAGGAAACUGCAUGAAAUGUCUAUUUUUGUCUGUUAUGGUCCUA